Messenger RNA from Thyridium curvatum, 3555 nucleotides. RefSeq lists its product as uncharacterized. Lineage: Eukaryota; Fungi; Ascomycota; Sordariomycetes; Thyridiales; Thyridiaceae. The transcript has 2 exons. Bases 1 to 3555 code for a protein of 1184 amino acids. The record is from RefSeq and is a predicted model, not a curated record. Gene Ontology annotation, molecular function: metal ion binding.
AUGUCGAAGUACCCGUACGGAUACGGUGGCGGCCAGUGGCCUACGCCUCCGGUUGGCGCACCGGCAUAUGGAUAUCAUUCCCCAGCACAGAAUUUUCCUGGAACUCCUUCGCAUCACGGACCACAAAACCCAAACGUCCUGCACAGCAAUUAUGCGACAUCCCAGACCGCCUUCGACCACAACAUGCAUACCGCUUCUAGAUAUAGCAUACCAAACUCGAACCCUGCGACCGCGAACACAUAUCCCGUGCCAGGAAGCUGGGACCCGUUGGCUGCGUCUCCAAACUACCUCCCCAGCCAUCCGCCUCAACAUCUCGAUCAGUCAUCAUCUCUCCAUGCCCAGCAGCGACUGUCAGCGCAACUGUCGGCGGCAGUGAACUCGUUGCGAGAGGACCAAACCAAGGCUCCAGAACAACUUGAUGAUGUCGUGGAAGACGGCGAGGUCAGCGACGGCGAAUUCGAAGACUUCUACGAGCCUGCCGAACCUAGCCUGGCCGUCAAAGCACAGCCUAGGCCCGAUUUCUCUGUUGACAAUAUGGAGAGAGACGAGGGCGAGAUUAACGGGAGUGGGUCGGACCUUCAAGAUGAUGCCUUUUACGAGGACGAGCCUGGAGAAGUUUCUGAAGACACAACUGUUCAAAAAGGGUCAGAUUCUCAGAAGGAGUCAAGACCACCCGUCGGAGAAGGACCCUCAGGAGCAUCAAAUACUCGUGAGCGAUCGGGCUCCUAUUCUCCAUAUCUGUCGCCUCGGGAGGUGCAUCACGAGGAUGAAGCGUCCGACGAGUCAAUGCAAGACGCGGGCCCCAGGCUCACUCAAACUAGCCAAACUACUAGUGCCGCACCGCAAGUAGUAUCGAUGGACACGGAUACAACAGGCUCAACUCUUGCAUCUACCCAUGGAGCUUCGAUCAACAUUGACAAUACGACCGCCGAUGCAUCUUAUGAAGGCCCUGUUUACAGCAGUGUGCAAGAUGCCAAGAAGGAAGCACAGAAAGCAAUUCUCAGACUCUAUUCUGCUGGUGUCAAGUACCAGAACUACAUUGAUGAAGGAUUUGAUGAAAACCUCAUGAAGACCCUUUUCGCUGAACUGGGCCUACAGCCCGGAACCUCAAAACACACUCAGCAGCCGAGCGUCAAGGAGAAUUCUUCGGUAAAUGUUCCGCCUCCCCAGGUCCAUAAGUCUGGAGGUGACGGGUUUGAGGAGCGGAAGGAUCGCAUAGCGCGCCUGCUCGCAGCUAGGAAAUCGAAAUCGGCGCAGCUACCACCCCAAACGAGUCACAGCUCUGCAGCAGCGCAGCUGCCCCGUAAAGAUGCCACAGCCACAGUUCCUGCCAAGCCCAAGACGAAGUCGGCCAAGGAGCUUCUUCUGCAGCAAAAGCUCGAAGCUUUGCAAAAGUCUCGCCAAGAGCGUGAAGCUCGUGCUCGAGCCAAUACCGAACAGUCCAGCAUGGCUACCGCAACAAACGCCCCGACCUCCACUGCGAACCCACGGCCGGAAGGAAUGAACACUACCCCAGACCCCCUCUCAAAUGCCGCGAGUGCGCCUCAGACACCGUCUGAUCUGCCUCGCACCGGGGAGGCUUUGCUUCAAGGGUUAUCCUCAGCCGCCAACGCCCCGAUGACUAUCCGCAAGCGACCGGUUGCCUCGGAUUUUGUCGAUUAUUCGGCAACCGUAGGAUCACUGAAGCGACCCUAUGGGCAGCAGCGUCAUGAAUCCUCUCUUGUCAUCGACAUAAGCGAUGCUUCUGAUGACGAAGAUAUCGAGAUGGAGGUCGAUUCCCAGGCAGACGAUGCGGACGACGAACAUCCUCAUCGAUCAGAUGGUGCUGCUCGAAAGGGGCCGUCUGUUCGUGACUAUGCGCCACUGUCAGAUACGCUUCCCCCGCGUCAAUAUGCCAGUUCAACCUCGUCCAUUCAAACUCCGCCAAAUGGUUUCAGCAAUGGUAAUAACAAAGCCAAGGAGGACGAGUAUAGUCGGAAGAUGAAGGAGAUUGAGGAGAUGAAGCGAAGGAUUGCGGCCUUCGAAGCGAAGAAGGCAAGAAAAACUCCAAGUGGGUCACAGACGCCUACUAGAGCUGAUGAAACUCCUGAUGCGAGAGAGGCCGGACCCGGCAUCUCAGCAACGUCGGCAGAUGAGGCCAGCAAGAAUAGCGACGGCCCCUCCGCCCAGCUCAUUUCCGAAGCGGUCUCAGCCCGUUUACCCAAACGGUCUGAUAGCACCCUUUCUCACCAUGACCGCCGUGAUCGCAUCGUGAGCGACCAGAUACCCAAAUUGGACGCAAGCCUACGACAAAAGAUGGCAAAGCUGAGGCUUCUGCAGGACACCGUGGCUCAGCUUCAGGCGGAGGUGGAUCAAAGCAUGGCAGAGAAGCAGAAGCUGGCAGAGGAAGCCGAGCAACUGGCCAAAGAAUGCUAUGUCGGCUCCCUUGAGGAUGAAGCUACACCCGCAGAAGACUCUACAGUGUCACAUACUACCGAACACCCCGCUUUAGAGCACAGCAGAGAAUUGGAGGCAGUGCCGGCCGAAGAGGAUGUCGGAAUGUCCCUAGUCGAUCAGGAGCCGGAUGGCGAACCUGAAAUCAGCAAAGACGACUCUGCCACGACCCCAGCGGAGACCCAAUCAGUGCCGGAUCUCGUCACCAGCCAAGCUGAGCCGAUUUACUCACAAGAUACCCCCUCGCAAGAAGCGAACGCCAUGACUCUCGACGUCGCAAACAGUGUGCCCCAAGCUAACGAAACUGAGCCAUACGCCGCCAAUGAUACGGCACGUAGCGAGUCAAAGGCAUCCGAGCCUAUGGACGAGGAUGAACAAUCCGAUGCUUAUGAGCCCCACGAACCCGUUGACCUGUCGCCUUCCGAGCAUGUCGGCCUCGACUCGUCUCAACCCAGCCCGGCUUCAGGUGACGGCCUGGCAGAUAAGAAGGCCGUCCUCGAUACUGACUCACAGGAACAACAAACCCAAAUCCCCUCUCAGAUCUCGGCUGUGGUCCGGGCGAGUCCCGAAGUCGAGUCUGGACUUCGGGAGAAUACUGCUCGAGAAGUACAAACCGAUUCUCCGAGAGAGCCGGGUCAGACCACCCUAACUGUUUCGCAGACUACCCAAGCCGUCAUCUCGAAGACAAAUUCGUCUUUCACGCCCUACGACAGCCCUCUGAAAUACUUCCGUGCUUACCGCUUCCACCCUCAAUAUGAGGAAUUUGUUGCUGGUGGUCUCAGGUCCCUGACUUACAACAGCAAGAUCAAGCCGCACGUGCAGAUUUGCCCUCUUGAACUGGAGGAGACUGAGUGCCCUCGGGGCGCCUCGUGCGAGUUCCAGCAUUUCAGGUCAAUGCCCCUCAAAGAUGACCAGAUCCUCGUUGAACUCGGGAAGUCUGACGACUUCUCGGGCGAGCAAAAGGUGCGCUUCGUCCAAGGCCUUCGAGAGGUCCUUCAGCAAUUCCGGGCGGGCAAAGUCAGAGAUUUCGAUGCGAUUGCCCAUGGGAUCAUCGAGUACCGUCGACGAUUCAUCGGGGACAAUACGCGGGUCCUGAGCCAGCUGGAAGGUGUUUCUCUCUGA